GACACAUCGGGACUCGAGCAGAAAGCGGCAUGCUCCCUUCAGAAAGUGGCAAAGCACUCACCGACUCGACAAAUCUCAAAUAAAAGUUUGUAUUCUAACCCAAAUACACAGCUUUGAAAGCAAUGACUAUGGCAUUUAACAUUCUGGAAGCAUAACAGCCCACAUGGAACACAAAGAACUUAUACAAGGCAAGUUUUAACUGUGAAACACCGAAGCUAAUCUUCUACAGGUAGUUUCAGCACCUCCAUAGUUUAAGAUUGAUCCGUGCUGGAAUAUUCGUUUAUUUCAAUUGCGUUUCAUUCUUACCCAGCGAGGGGUCUCCCGGCUUAUAGACAAGUAAUGAACUGAGUGUAAACUCGAAUAUAGAAUCUGCUCAACCAAGAAAGACUUUAGUAUAUUAAUUUAUCAACAACACUAAUAAAUAUUUAUGUUAUCUCUUUUAUGCCAUUUAAAUCCCAUAUUGCUUUGUCAGUAAUACAUUUCAUUGUGCCAGCAUGUCGUGAGGAGUAUUGAUGUAUGUACAACCCGGCCACACAUUCCCAACUACACGUAAUUUAUUUUUGAUACCGGUAAACCUAAAACUAGGUAUUGGUAUAACCCAUAACCUGACUAUAACCCUACAGCUAGUGUUUAUUUAUUGUAUGCAAGCUAUUCCAGGCUGUGUUCAGCGCAUCUCGCAAUAUUCUAUCAUGCAGUGUUCGGUGAACGUGGCAAAUUAUAAGACUAUAAUUCAAUCUCUUUAACAAUACCGUAUGCAACAGAAAAUAACUUUAAACUGUAUUUAAGCUCACAGACAACGCUAUAAUACAAACACCUAUAUCUGAGCAAUAUAUACAUAAAUAGAUUGAAACAUAUGGCGAAACAACCAUAUCUGCCAGAACAAAGCCAAAAAAUAUAAAACUCAAACUGUGUAUCUCAUUAAAACCAUACCUUGACUAGUUUUACCCAAUUUCUCCACCAAAAAUACUCCUCUGGGCAAAUCGUGUCCACCAACAAUAGGCUUAGCGAAACCCGGCUUAUUCUCGUGAAAAACGCUGUUUAAUUGCCUUCAAUUCGCUUCAAGGUACAUCGUGUGUUAUCCCUGAUAAGCAUGAAUGAUUUUGGAUUGCUUUUGAAAGCAAUUUAUAUCAAAUGUUUUAACUGAGAGGUGUUGAUUAUUCCUCAUUGUGGGGAAUCCACAAGCGAAUAUAUUUAAUGAUGCUAAUUAGCAUUUCUCCCGCUGGGUUUGUCCGCCAUUUUGGGUGACAGUCCGUCUCUGCCAAGUCAGAGAGCGUGCGCAACGCGAAAUGCGACUUUCUCUAACCGUAGUUGGGUAUAAUUCUAUAUGAUGGUAAAUUUACAAUUACAAUUAUUCACGGUGUUUUAUAGAUUAUCUACAUUCCGGCUCUUUUUGGGGUACUGUCUUCUCAUGAUAAUUUCUCUGACCUAGGAAAGGCCUAGGGAAACACUGACCUUAAAAAGGUGGAUAUUGGCCCACGUGAAAAUGGCUAAUUAGUGUUGCUAUAAAUGCAGGUUGGCUAUCGUGCAGCAGACGAUGUUUAACCUGCAGUUAUCAGAGUUAAGAAAUAAUGUCAAUAUAUGUAGUAGUUCUGUAUUGGGCGGCAAAUAAACAUAAUUAAGAGAAUCUUGUUAAUAUUUCUGAAUCAUGCAGUAUUUUCCAGCCAUAAAAACCGUAAAGCCUGAUUGGCUGCAUUCAGAAUUAUUUACCUCAUUCUUAUUGGCUAAAACGCCAUAAACUUUUGAAAAAAUAAUGUAGGCGGAAGUGGAUGGGCGGAAGUGCGCGACAUAUUGAUUUUAUUUCGAAGUCGAAAGUAUUUGUAUUUGUAAAUAUUUAUAUAACUUCUUGAUCUUUUGCUCGUUGGAAUGAGUUAAAAACAGAUGAAUUUCGAAGGAUAUUUCGACGAGCGUUUUAACUCGACAGUACCAGAAGAUCUGCAUUGCCCUAUUUGUCGAAAUGUGUUAAAAGAGCCAAAACAAUGUAAAGAAAACGAGCACCAUUUUUGUGAGCAGUGCAUUCUUGGCCAUUUAAACCUAUCUCGUACGUGCCCAUUGUGUCAGGACUAUCUCACGACCAAAAAUAUAAAGAAACCAUCGCGAUUUAUACGAAAUAGCUUGGAUAAUUUGGAAAUUUCGUGCGAGAAUCCAGGGUGCAAUGCCAUUGUACGUUUGGGAGAGCUCAAGAGUCACAUAGCAAAAUGUGAUCAUUCUUUGGUCACGUGUACAAAUGAUGGAUGUCACAUGCAAGUGAAAAGACAAGAGAAGAAGUACCAUGAAGAAGUGAAGUGUAAAUUCCGGGUCCUCCAGUGUCCAGAUUGUAACCGGCUGGCUGGCCAGGUGUUCCGGUAUCGGCUAAUGAUGUUCAGCGUGUUGGUUGUGUUUUUGGGAUAUUGUUUUGAAUGUUUUAUGAGUGUAGUCUGACUGUUGAUUGUGAUAUUGUCCUUGUACUGCUUGGCACACAUGUGCUCUAGGUGGUAUUGAUUUAAGCUUUAAACGACCAUGUCAUAGUGGUAGAUGUUAUAGACUGUCAAAUACAUAUAUCUGUAAUAUUAGACCCUAAUGAGUAAAUAUUAUUUUGCAUACAACACAAAUUAUCAAACAUGUAUUGCAGGUCACAACAGCUGCUAUAGAAGUAAACAGAACAUUUUAUUACAAGUCAACAAGAUGUGUUCACAGUGCUUGUUCCCAGUUGUUGACAAGUCUGGAACAAAUUGUUAUCAUCUUGUAACAAGGUUGAUGUGGCCAGCAGACGUACAGCAAGUUGUUCCAACAAGUCUGAUAUCGUCUGCACGUAACAAACUAUUAACAAGUUGAUGACAAGCUUGUAGCGACUUGUUACAAACAGCCUGUAUUGUGUGGUCUUGUUGGAACAACAUGCCGGCAUCAACUUUGUAACAAGAUGAUAACAACUUGUUCCAGACUUGUCACAACAACUGUGAACAAACAGCGUGAACACAUUCUGAUAUCUGCUUGACAAUAACCUUCAUGUUGCAACUUGUUUGCAGAUCCGUAACAACUUUUAUGUGUGUACAGUUGGGUAAUCCAGUCAAUAGAAACUUUCUCAAUGUUUGUAAAAUUAAUAUGCUCAUUGAAAGAUAAUUAUAUCUAUUAUGUAAGUACAUGUAACAAUAUCAUUUGCUCUUCUCUAUAAUCUUUCUUAAAGGGUGGACCAUUAGAAAAGUGGCCAGGGGGGGGAGGGGAGUUGGAGUUUGGGACUUUAACUUGUAUGAAUAUUUGGAAAUUUUUUUCUUUGUGUCAAUAAUUUUUUUAAAUAUAAUCCCCUGCACGAAUUUUUUUAUUUCAACUUAUAAUUUUCCUAUAGUAUAGUCUCUGCACGAAUUUUUUUUCAAACUUUCUUGGUGUACAAAGAUUUUUGUUUGCUUCCCCCCCCCCCCUUAUCACUUUUCUAAUGGUUCGCCCCUAAAAAUACUUAUGUAUAUUAACACUCAUACUGAACAUACUGCAGUUCACUUGAUCUCCUCUCACAAAAUUGUUCCCCUUCACAAUUUUCGUCUUAUUUUGUCAUAUAAUCGCAUUUCAAGUGUGAGGUGGUUUUGAAACGGUUAACUAACUUCCCAUAUGAGUGGGUUAUCCCUCCUCUCUCUCCCCGUUGGGGGGAGGGGGGGGGGGGUGGAGUAUGUGAUUUAUGAUUUUAUGUUACACGGUGACGCAAGGUUUUUGACCAGGAUUGUAGUCACACGCUGAGGUACUGAACUGAUUCAAACCUUAACUUAAAUAGCUCGUUACUAUAAAUAUUCACGUCGAAAUAGGCAAUACUUUGAUCUCAUCCCUCGAUGACAAACACGUUAAACAACCUGUUUUUCAUCAAUUCCACUGAAACAAGUGUAUAUUGAGUAAUACAUGUUUUUCUUUUCAGAGUUAAGAGUUGUUGUUUGAAAUAUGGAAAGAAGUGAAAGGCUAGUAUUAUGUUAGAAUGGUGAUUACAGAUGCAAACAAGGUAUGUACGUUUAAACUCGUUAAUACACAAAGAAAAUCAACGCCGUAUCAUUGAGUUGAUCCACGGUAAUAAACGUCGUCAAUUAGUUCGACUCUUGCAGUUCUCUUUUUCAAUUUCAAUUUUCCUGUCAAAACUGUUUCAAAUGCUAUGACCAUACACUUAAAACAGUCUUUUAUAAUCAUUUUAAAACAUCUAAAAAUAUGUUAAAAAUACUCGUCUUUAAGUCGUUUUUUGUAGUGCAUAUGAUAUUUUUCCUCAGUAAAACCUUUUUUGGAAAGUGAUUCUAUUAUUAGCCAUUUUAACAAAAAUAUCCGGUAUAAAGGAAGCUUAAUAGUUUAACUCCAUAGCGACUGGAAAUGAACUAAAAUAUCCAAAACACAAUUUAAAAAUAACCUAAGAUAUAAUACAACUGCAUGCUGUGUUCCCAUCUCAACAAUUGAAACAGACAAUCAAUCUUAAAUUAACUUUAAUUAUUCCCUCCUUUAUGUUUAUCCAAUAAAUUAACAGUUGUCAUAUAGAAAACUAUUAUUCAUCUGACAGAUCAUCACUCUUAGCUAGUGUGUAAAGACAAACUAUCCAGACAAACUCCGUGGCUAAAAUAGCGUGAUCUAUACUGGUAAUCGGCAGGUUCUGGGAAUAUAAAUCGUGUCUAAUAUCCCCCUGAUAUUUCAUCUAAUAUCGUAUUUAUACACAGAGAUCAUCAGUCAUGACAAAGUCAUUCAAAGACAAAAUACUCAGACAUUUCAUCUAGUUGACCGAUGGUAUUUGUCCAAGUUCGUCAAGUCACGGAUCGUGUGUAAAAUCGCCAUGGUCGUGCUAUUAUACACAGCAUAGAUCUCAGACUAAAAUUAACUGUCCAUAGAAACAAGAAAUAUUUCAUAGCCUACAAUAUACAUAUAGAUAAGAAAGUUGACAAAACACUCAAUAUCAAAAUUCUAAAAAAGCUUCUACUUCAAAGUUGAUUUUAAGAAAUUCAAGAUAAGCUGUCCAUAUUGAGAAGAACUUCGUACCCUGUUGGGAAUUAAUUGGACUGCUUUUAAUAAUAUUCAAAGCUUUUAAAUGAUAGUACAAAUAUUUGGCAGCUAAGCAAGGAUAUUCGAAGCAGAGAGGCACAAUAGUUUCAAAGUGGUUUGCACAAGAGUUUACGUCAUAGGGUAGGAGCGUCAGGACAUGCUGAUGAUUUAGGAAGGAAAUUAUAACCAUUUCACACUUGACGGCAAAAUAACCAAGUGGUCACCUCUUACUGAUAAAGUGCGAGUCACCACAAUUCAACGCCAUUCAAGAAAACGAAAUGAUGCUUCUGAAUUGAAGGAUGAACAGUUUUAUUUAGACCUUGUGGUUUAAAAUAGUGUAUCUUGAAAAGGAAAGUUUAUUUACUUAACCGUGGUCAAGUAGUCCGCGCUGUAGUUUUUAAAUCUCAAUAUCUCAGGUUUAAAUAUGAUUUGAAUUUGUGCUUUCCUCGGUAAAACGUAGGCUACUGAAUAUAGAGGGUGAAAUGAGGCUUGAAACAACUUUAAGUUGACGAAAUAGAGCUUUGAAUAGUAUGUGAUAUAUCAGUAUACAGAGAGAGUGUUGUAUCGUAUCCAGCAGACAGGUGUCAACAAAAGCAAAGGUCGCAACGUUGAUCUUUAGCUUGUCAGACCGCAGAUUGUCUGGCGUGCAUUCAACCUUCAUUAAGGAGUAUUGGCGCUUCAAUCUCAUUGGCUGAGACAACCGUUUCAUCUUGAAGUAACCAAUCAAAAGGCAGGUAAUUUAAUUGCGCUAUCUUUACGCAUUUAAUGAGCAAAGUUUCCUCAUUAGUUAUUCUGGCUUGAUAGAAUUUGUACACAGAAGCCUGCGUCUAAGUAAAAACUGUGAAAAUACGAGCGAUCGUGGCUUCUGUAAGCAAGAUGCCUUUCUACUUCGCUUUUCAAAACAGACGGGGAAAAGUUAAGAGGAAUUUAACGUUUGGGAACAAAACGAAGAAGAAAUCUCGUAAAAGCGGCGGAUUUGACAAUGCGGACCCUCGGUGGUUGGGAUUCGGUGUUAAUGAAUUAGCAGCUUAUGAAAAUUCAGCAUUUAGCGUUGCCAGACGGCUUUCGUUAGAAGGCUCGUUAAUAAACGCAUCUCGUGGCAUAACUCCACUCAGUCCAGACUUAGAAGUCGUCCCUGGCUCACCAACAAGCGGCCCGCCGAAGCCGCCUAGAUUGAUGGAGAAGAAACUAUUCACAUGUGAAAACCCGGAGUGUCAACGCACUGAGGAACUACUAGGGAUGAUUGCUAUAAACUUUAAAGCAUGCCCAGCUUGUUUUACUCACUAUUGCUCCACGAAAUGCAGGGUCGCUCACUGGCCUGUUCAUAAAAUGAUCUGUCAUUAUGGACGUAUGAAAAGUUACAUGAAAACGAUUGCGGAGCUCUGUCAGUGCAAUGAAGACGUCCAGAGCCAGUUAUCCACUCUGUCCUCGGCAGGGUUUUAUACGAAAGGCCGUGGAUGCGUUAUGCUUAUUUUUGCAAGUGCGAACGAUGCCAGGUUGUUUAUUGAUGAAAAAAUUGGUCAGAAACCUACAUACUCGUCACUGGAGCAAGUAGAGACACUAGGAGUACGGACUGAGCAUCAGAAAAAUUUACUGCGUUUAAUUAAUCAUUACAGACCAGAUUGUGAGUUUGUGUUAAACGUCGCGAUAGUAGCACAACGGAAUAUGCCGCCUUCACCAGCAGUACCUCGAAAUAAAGACCCUUCAUUGAUUGAGCAGUUUGUUAUUCCACUCAAUGGACAAAAGGAAAGCAGUUUGAGUAAGGCUUAUCGAAGACUGACUUUGUAAUUUAUAGCAUAAUUUGUACAGUACAACAUGGCUAACACAGUGACGUAUAUUAUUAUGCCCAAUUUGUGCGGUAUUUAUACGGUAUAUAUAUACGGUUUAUCUAUAGAACGAGUUUGAGCAGCUUGUCCCACCCUGACUGUGUAAAUGUAUAGCAGAAGUUUUAACUAUUAGAUUUCAGUGAUGUGGCACAUACUAGACUAAUUUGCGCCAUAGGAGUUUUGCAUUUUGAUAAAGGUUUGCGAAGCCAAAGGUCGCCAAUUUCUUCUCACUAUGACGUUGCCCCAUAAACGGUGUGUAAUAUUUGUUAAAAUAAUAUUUCUAAUAUAAAGAUAUAGUAUCUCAGUAAUUUGUAACCUAGAGUAUGUUUGACAUAUUUAUAAGGAAGUCUACAUAGUAAAACAUGGAUACUUGUAUAUAGUCAUAUUAAAUAAUUGUAUGUCAUAUAAUUGUAGUGUAUGUAUAGUGUGUUUUUGAGCUACAUUUAGAAGCGCGUCAAGGAAAAGAACUCUUUCAAGCGGCAGUGUUUCCUUUCCAAACUUAUUGUAACGUAUUUCUUUGUUUGCUGGCCAAUGGAGCAGAACUAGUAAAAUACUUGGCAAAAGAAAACCUUACGAUGCACGAACUGGGAUGUGUAGUUUCAUAUUAUUCUAAUGAAACUAGUUUUUCGUAUCUCUGAGGAUGAUGCUGAAAUGGGAGGUGUAGGUUAAGAUUGGUUUGCAGAUUUUCCCGAUCUGCCGUUAUCAGAGUGAGAAAAUUAUUUUUAUUAUACUUCACGUGUAGUCGAUCCAUGUUUGGAUGCCAGUAGAAUUGAAAUUUAGUUUAAUUUUGAUCAAUAUUUCUCAAGCACGACCUACUGCCCUAAUCAUACACUUAUUGAAACAAAUCAAAUAAAAACAAUUGCUAUUUUUGAGGUCCAAAGACGAUCCAAAUUGUUUCAACAUUUUCCUGCAAUAAUUUUGUAAGUUGUUUUCGUACGAGGAAUUGUUUUGUUGUUCAGACACGGAUAUUGAACUCGGAUUCUCCGGAUUUUUCCCCGUCUGUCCGGCUUAAUAUGUCAGAGCAGCAGAUGUUGACGAUAUAGCCUGAUAAAUUGGAUUCCAUGCCGUUAAUUUUUAAUUGGAAGAAAGACAUAAAUAGCAUUGAAAUUAAGGCACAUCUUAGGAUCGUUCAUACUGGCGACUUGAUAUACGACACUAACAGGCAUGCAAAACCACUGACUCGAAAACAGUGACAGGCUGACAGCAAUCUUUUGGUAAUAUUGAAGUUUCAUCGUAUAUCAGAUGGUGCUGCACUUCAGUAGGAAACUACAUCUCGCAAUACUAUUUAUACUGACCACCAAAUACAAGAUUAUUCCAUCUAAUGAAAAGAAUGAAGAUUUUCUCAUUCUCAUAACUGCAGGUUGAUCACCAUCUGCUGCACGAUAGUGCUAAAUUUCGAUCAUGAAUGAUGAAUGAGAAAAGGUUUUAGGUUACAAUUCACAUAAUUUGUUUUCAUUAGUUCCUACUUGCACGACCUGCAUACGUCAAACAUUAGUCAAGCAUAGCAUUUUUCUCAUUUUCCCACAUUAAAAAUGCACACAAUGUUGUCCCAUGUAUAUAAUAUAGCAUUGCCAUUUGUGAGAUUAUAUACUUCCAGUUUGACUCAGUACCAAACAUCGCGGGUUUUCUCCUAGUAUUCUGUUUCCUGCUGUAGUAACAGCAGAAGAGUUAGAGCUGGGAAAGCUAACCAGCAUAAAGUUUAAUUUGUUUUAAUUCUGUAACCUAGAUAAGAGGUUUUUCUAACAAGACAAAUUGCGCAUGUGGGGGUCUGAAUUUGCAAGACGGACCAAUACAAGGUACCUGUUCUAUAUCACUAUUCCUGUUUUACGCGCUUCAAAGGAAAAAUAUAAUUGAAUGCUUCGAACACAAUGUUUGAUAAUAAAUUCAAUGUAUUUAGUGCAUGUUAUUCCAUCUAUUUCCACAUUUGUGCGUGUAGCAAUAAUUAAAGUUGUAUAUAUUAUAAUUUGAAUAUACGUAAAUUAAUACAUAUUAUAUAUUAGGUGCUAAUUGAAACGCAUCAAUUCUUAAAAUCUCUAUAUACAGGUACAAUUUGUUAUUAAAACGUCAAUGCAUACAUUUUUUUCGGAUAUUGAUUGACCAGCAAUGUUUUUGUGUCUAGCAUUAUUGCCACUAUACUAAAACGGGUUGUGAGAAUUUUUACAAUUUUACCGUAGUUACUAAAGUUUCCCCAGUCCCUUCUAACAGUGUUCUGCAUUUAACCCCAGUCCCCUCUAACAGUACUCGGCCUUUAGGCUCAGUGCCCUCUAACAGUACACUGCAUUUAGCCCCAGUCCCCUCUAACAGUACUCUGCAUUUAGCGGGUAAGUUUGCUCGGGUGCUAGAACACACUUAUAGUUUAUUCCACCCCGCUGUCCGUAUACAGUCAUGGGCUCAAACGAAAUAUUAUGCUCGACAUACAGACACAGUUUUCUGUAGCAUUCUGGGUAAUCUUCCUUCAGCUUGAUAUUAUACUGUCGAAGAUUUUUCGACAAAUUGCGACAAUAAUGUCGCCUCGCUUCCAUCUCGUUCACAAAUUCGUGUCUAGAGCACUUGGGUAGCGCGAACAGACGCGUCUCCACUUUGUCAUAGUCUUUCGGUUGUCUUGCAACAAUCAGAUCGUUCAAAGGCAUCUUGAUACAAUGCAGGACGGUGUUUAGUUUGUAACGCGGUGCUGGUGUGAUUGGAAUAUUGUUCGUAGCUACAACGGCGAUAUUGAACACGAAUUCCUGAUUCGGCUCAUAGUCUCGCACUGCUUGCAUAAGUGCAACGCGGUGUUUUGAAAUAAUUCCUUCACGGUGAAGUUCUGCUAGUGAACUGUAAGUAGGUUUGCGGCCCGAGAACGCGUCAUGACCUUUCGUUAUAAACUCUCUAGCCAACUCUGGGCUGUUGAAUAUUGCCAUAACAACGCCACGGCCUUUCUUUUUGUAACCAUCUCUUGCGAGUUGGGAUAAAUACAUACUGAGAUCUUCCCGUCGUUGGCACAAGCGGAUUAUACUUCGUACAUAAGUAUUCACUCGUCCAAAGUAGCAACUCUGUUUAUGCGAAGGCCAGUGAAGCUUUCUGCAUUCGCUACUGCAGUAGAACGUAAAACAGGCUGGACAGGACCUAAAACUGGUUUUCUCCGGUCCUAGGAGUAUGUCUUGUUUCCUACACAUCGGAUUCUCGCACGUGUAGACUUCCGGUUCAUAUGUUCCCGUCGGGGGUGGCAUCGGAUCAAAAUCACAGUUAAAUGAAAACACGCUUGACGUGUCGCUAUAUACACUGCUUGGUGAAUGACAACGCUCAAACGGUUGGAAACCAUCUCGGCCUUCUAUGUCUUCAAAUGGAUUAAAUUCCACAGUCUUGGGGGACGUGUGAUCAUCGAGGUUUCCUUCUUGUAGGAAACUUGUUGGGCUGAGGUUUCUUUCCAAAGCAUUCGUGUAGCGAGGGUUAUAUGUUUUGGUAUCUGUUCGUCUUUGGUCAAAUGUGGUAGCUCUCGCUUGGUAGACAUUUGGUGGGCUAGGGUUUUUUUCUAAAGCAUUGCUGUAACGUGGAUUGGGAAUUCGAUCUUCUUGCUCUCUUUGAUCGUAUGUUGCAACUCUAGCUUGGGGAAGAUUAAGUGAACUAGAGUUUCUUUCUACAAUGUUUUGACUCGCUACUCUUUCUUUAUUCUGUCCCAUGUUCGCCUCUGGCUCUAUUGGUCUUGGAUCAAAUAUAGUAGUUUUAGCUUGAUAAACAUGAGAUGGGCUCGAGUUCACAACGGUUUCAUUCUGUCUUCUUACCGUUUCAUCACUUUGUCCUACGUUUCCAAAUCGUGAGAACAACUUUUGGUUUCGUAAAGAGUUCUGACUUCCUUUCUCUUUCCCAAAACCAUCGACACCUCUACCAUCUUUGCUGGUAUCACUUGAAUACUGAGAUCCCUCAUCAACACCAAACAACUCGCUCAUACUUCGUCUAGCGUCUUUCAUCUGUCUUCGUGGGCUGUCGGGUUCCGAAGAUGAAGCGGAGUCGACCCGAUGUACUAGUGGUCGAUGGAAUUUCUUCGCCUUGAUACGAGGUGAGGGGACAUUAUAGGACAUCUCGGAAUCAGCAUCACUGCUACACUCGUAAUCACUAAUGAUCCCACCUUUCACAGUAACCAGUCUACCGUCUUGCCGGGACGGUCCUUUACUACUCGAUCCUCGCUGGUGGGACUUCCUGGUUUUCUGACCAUCAGUCCGGUUGGUAGGUACAACCUGACCAUCAAUCUGGUUGGUAACUGAGAUGUGACCAUCAGUCUGGUCACUGGGUACUCCUGGUUUUUGUGCUAGUUUCCCUUCGUCCGACAUACGAAACUUUUCAGAAAGUUUUAUCCCAUGUCGAGGGCUGCUGGACGGACUCGAUGAAGGGCUAUCGAUAUAUCGAGCUUGUGUAGUGACAUGUCUAGCUGAAUUAGGGCUUUCUACAUACUUUGCAAUGCGUCUAGGUGAAUUAGAGUUAUCGGCAUAUCGCGCUUGGGUAGUUGUAUUUCUGGUGUUAGUUUGUUUUGAUGUGGAUUGUGUGGCGAUCAAUCCAGAUUUUAUAACGUAUUUUCCAUGUUCAGGAACAGGCUUUGGUACGGUGCUAUAAGAAUGUGAAUUUCCUGGUGUAUAUCUAAAUGCCACAGAGUCUGUUUUCGUUGAUGACUGAGAGACGGCCUCAAAAGUACCAGGAGUUGGGGAUGGAAUUUCCUGAUUCCCUGAUGCCCGAGAUACAGCCUCAGAAGUACUGGAAGUUAGUGGUGGACUGUUUUGAAUAUUUUUAUAUUCAACCUUUGAUUUAGUGCCACUGCUCAUAAUUGUUCUUGAACGAAUUGUACUUGACGUUUGAUGGAGUUUUUCAAUUGAAGAGGUGACUUGUGUUUCAAGGGGCAGUACAGAAAUAACAUCUUCAUUAGAUUUUUCAAUGUCCGAUUUUAAUUUCGAGACACUACCAAUACGUGUACUUGAAUAAGCCGUAGCAGAUGUCUUAGAAUAUGUUGUUGUGGAAGACGUACUUUGUCUUGAUACAGUUCUUUGAUUCUGUACUUCAAACCUUGAACUAUUAGUCAUACUAGUUGUACUUGCAUGAACAGUACUAAAACUGUGGUUCUUUACGUCAGUUAAUGAGGGCUUUUGUGUAGAAGAGUUUGGUAAUGUAGGAUCCUGAGAUUCCGAGGUUGACUUCAAACUAUUACUUGUGCGGGAAAUUGGGCCAGAUGUUUCAUAGGAUAAGUUAUCCGGCACGGAAUAAACCAUCGAAGCAUCUUGAAACUUUGUAGCAUCUACGUGUAUAUUUGUGUUACUUUGUGAACCUUGAUUCGGUCCGUCAUUCGUUGACUCGCCCUUCAUGUCAUUUUCUUCAAAUGGUGGUGGCGGUGGUGAUAGCGAAUUUUCAAAUAAAUCCCCAAAUUCAAAUUCUAAUUGCUUCAAGUUCGUUUUUUCUGCAAUCCAACGUUCUUGAGCAAUUUCUUUGUUAAGAUCAGGAGGUGGGCUAGCUACAGGACUGCUGAACUCAUCAGAUAAAUUCCUACUCUUUCGCUUCAUUUUUCCAGAAAUUGGAAAGUCUCCUUCGUAGAUAAAGGAAUCUUCAUCCACGUUUUCAGAAUCGGAUUGCAUUUCUAGGAAUUUCACAUGAACGAUCUUAAUCCUUGUAACUUUUUUAGAACCUGGUUUAGAAUUGAUUUCAGGAGUAGAUAAAGACAGCUUCUUCUUUUGAAGUGUUUCGGUGGGGUUUUCUACGGUUUCUCUCAGGAAUUCCUCGCGACAACUGUCUAAAAUAUCAGGCACAGAUUUGGAAAGGCCACCAGUCAUGUUGUCUUGAUCAUCAUUUGAAAGACAGUCUAAGCCUCCAAAGGACGCUAAUGCCUCAUCGAGAUCUGUCACAGAUUUUGAUUUUUGGUAGUUCUCAUCAGGAAGAAUAUCUAUAUCAAUUUCAUCAAUGUCACUAAAACUGUCCACAUCAGUUUCACCACGAGGCAACUUUUGCCAUGAUUCAGGGUGACUCUCUUUUGGCUCGGGAACAGGACUAGAUGAGGAAGGUGAUUUAUCCAAGCUCACUAUGUUUUCUUGCACCUCAAGAGGACUUUGGUUUGUUACUGGAUCGGUGCUAGCGUUUGUAAAUAUUUCGUCAAAGCCAAGUGUGUCUUCUUUUAUCUCUUGAGCGUUCCCGUUUGUCAGUGGUUCAGGGCUAGAUGACGAAGGCAUCUUAUCAUUGUUAAGAAUGUUUUCUUGCAGCUCAGAGGAACUCUCGUUUGUCACUGGACUAGAUAUUAACAAUGUGGCAUCAAAACUAGUUUCCAUAAAGCUUUGGCUUUCGCUGUUUGGUUGUUGCGAAAUAGGUACAGAGUUAGUAAGAUCAAUGUCUGAGUUUUCUAAAGUAGAAGUCUUGUCGUCUUCUGUGAUGUGAUUGGGAGGUACAAUCUUGGUGUGAGAUGGUUUGGUAGUUUCUAUAAUUGGCUGAGGAUCGGGCUCACUGUCUUGAUUAGUAUAAGUCACCGUAGUACCCACAAUGUCACGUGAUUCAUUUGCAUAGACUACCGUAGUACUUCCCUUGUCUCUGCUGCUUUUGUCUAAACCACUGCUACCAUUCGCUUGUUUUAAAUUGUUACCAUCUCCGCAAUAUGUUACUGCAGUUGAAUCACUUACUUGACUAGCAUAAACUACCGUAGUACCAUAAUCAUCCACAGGUCUUGCAUGAAUUGCUUCAACCGUCUCACAAACUACAUAGUUUUCACCAUCAGACGCAUUUACUUCAGUGACUUGAUUUGCAUAAAUCACGAUCUCUUCCGGGUCCUCAGCUAUAUCUCCUGGAUUCUUCACCUCUGCAUCUGAUCCUAACUCCAACAUAUUUGGCAGUUCGUUUGAACUGAUACUCUUAUCUGAAGCUGGUUUCAGUUCACCAUUACCAUCGCUUGCAAAUUCCAUUGAAUUCGUGUUAGUAGGAACAUUUUCGACAAAAUUUACACUAUCAGAAUUUAUGUAAGGUUCAUCAGAUAGGUUAGGUUGUUCCGUUUCAACAAUGAAAGCUGGAACGGGAGCUUGUUCAGAUAUCUCAGGAUCAUCAACUAUACAGUGUACAUCAGUUUUAAGAUCAGAUGGUAUAGCUUCUUCAUUUUCAACAGUAAUAGUUGAAACAAUAGCCUGCUCAGAGAUCUGACCAUUGUCAACGAAUUCGGGGUCCUUUGGCAAAGCACCGUCUUCAUUAUAAUUAAUGGAAGUGGAACUCUCUACCGAUUGACUUUCUGCCUUAACUACAUCAUCAGACGAUUGUUUAUAGUUCUUUGGAAUCACAGGUGUUUCAUGAAUAUCACUGUUCAAAUACGCAUUGCCAUUCUCCGUUUGUUUCAAAGUGUUUGGUCUUCUAGCUUGUUCAAAUUUCUUUACUAUCGAAUGAACCUUUGUAUGGGUUAUAUCUGUCACUGUCUGGACAGUGUUUACUGAACUGGUUUGGGUUUUGAAACCACUAUUUGCAACGCCUGAAUAUACUAGACCGUUUUCCAUAUUUUGGACAUUAGUGUUUGUAUAAGUUGUACAGUUUUGUUCAGGAGGUGAGUGAAGAUUUUUAAAUGUUACGGAAUUAAUUUCUGCUUCUGUUAAAUUUGCUGCACAGUUUGUUUUACUGGUGAUUGUUUCUGAAAUCGUCAAAACAGUUUGUUCUGUGGUUUUACCUGAACUGGACAGAUCAAGGUUCGUUAUAGGAGGUUCAGGGUCUUGUACUGUAAUGAUUUUGGCCACCAAUACGUCUUCCUCAACUACACUAGCUUUUGCAAACAACACAGGAUCAUCUGAUACACUGUCAUCACCAGGUGUAGGACAUUCAGCUUCGACUUCUUGUGUUUCAACAGCUUCAGCAACUAAGAUCUCAUCUACAUAAACGCAUUGAAGUUACCUUUAGUAUUGGUAGGUUUUAGCAAGGGCAGCAGAUGGUGUUCAACUUCACUGAUAAGAGCAAGACAAAUUAUGUAAAUCUCUCAAUUUUUUUACUUGCUACAAAUCAUAUUUUUUCUCUCUUUGAUAACUGCCAGCUGACAACCAUCUGUUGCACAUGUGGUUCAUUAAAGUUUAAAUCACUUUUUAAUCACCCAUUAAUUUUCUAUUAAAAAGUAAUUAACUCAAAAAUUAAUUAUUUUGAUUGUUUGACUUUACUUCUUCUGUUAGCAAUUUACUUAAUCACCAUAUUUUCAGCAAAGAUUUCAAAAAGGAUUUGACUAGUUUAGUUUAUUGUUAAAUCACUGAUUAACAUGUUGUAUGCAGUAGCUUGUCAUUUACUCUAAAAUAACAGUGUUUAGUAAGUUGCUUUGAGAUCAUGAUGGUAUACAAUUUGGAUGGUUGCAUUUCAGAAAAUAUUAGUAACAAUGAGAUUGAGAGUGCAAUAAAAAGAUACAUUAAUGCCCCACUUUGACAGUGCAGUGAUCCCUUAAUUUAAAUUAAGUACAAAAUUACAUAGUGCUUAUAAUUCAACAUUGCUAGCCCUUAGGAAGUUUCUUCUUAACUGCAGAGAUGGAUAUACUAGGGUGUGUGUGGGUACAGGAUGGGGUGUGUAGGGGGUGCACACCCCUUCUAGCCUUGCCAGGGGGGGGGGGAGGUCCAAGGUGGAUGCCAAUUUCCUUAUCAAAUCUUUCUUUUUAUUUGGAAAGACAAUUGCCAAAAGGAAAAUAAAAUGGGAUAGUAACAUGAUUGUGAAAUUGUGAAGCAAGACUCCUGUAGUGAUUACGAACUUGGUCAACAGCACACCCUGGAUCAUGACGAAACCUCGAAGAUCAUCUUCCCUACCAGCUGGAUGCAUCCCUGUUUUACUGUAAGUGGUAUUUAGUCCAAGCAGUGCUUGCAGUGGUGAGGUCAGCCUGCAAAUUUGGUCAUGCUAUGCAAAUCUUACAUCAUUAUCAUUAUUCAUUUCUUUAGAAAAUGAUUGUUUUUACGGUCCAUGAACACAGAAAUAAUGCAUAGCAUGACCAAAUUGUCGGGCUGGAUUCGCCACUGAGUGCUUGAUAAUAAUUUUGAUGUGCAAUCAAUUUAGAAUCACCAUUGCUUGUCUGUUAAGUUAUUCUAAGUGCAUAAAUGUGUAGUACAGGUAGGUUUCACUGUCGUGCAGCAGAUGGUGCUCAACCUGCAUUUAUCAGAGAAAAUAAUGACAUCUAUUUUCAUUAUAUACAAUGGUACUGUAUUCAGCAGUCAGGACAUAGAAUUGAGAGAUGUAGCAUCCUUGCUCGUAUAAAUGUCAUCAUUCCUGCAGUUGGCCACCAUCUACUGUCCUGUAAUGUUUAGUGAAACCCAGCCAUACUGUACAUUACACUACAAUUGUGUGCAAUAUACAGUCCUCUUAUUGGUCCUCACCAGAGAUUUCACAUCCCAAUGUGUCUGGUUUGGUAUUUUCAUUUUGCACUUUUCCAAACAGGGUAAUGUCCUCAACACCUCCCAUGGAAACAUCAGAACCAAUCUCCACAAUAAAACUUUCCUGACUUUCAUCAGUAGAAACAGGCUCUGCAGCAUCUUUCACAAAUAUAGUUUUUCUCGAUCCAAUUGUGUUUUCAAAGGUUAGUAAAUGAGCUUCUUUGAUGUCCUUGUUAAACAAUAAUUCUUCUGCAUUUUGCAUUGGAAAUUGUUCGCUGGUAAUGCCAGAGAUUUUCUGUUCCAGUUCAUUGUUUUUGACUUCCAUCGAUCCAACAUGGAAAACUCGUGAAUUUUCUUCCUCUAUCUUGGUAUCGUCUACCCCAUUCUUCUCAACAUCGAUGUAAUCAACAUCGGAACUAUCGCUGUUUAACUCACAAUGUUUCAUGUCAUGAAUGCCUUCCCAUGACGGCAAAGACUUCCAGUUUUUUGCAAGCUCAUCUUUACAACCAAACUUGUCAUAAUUUUCAUUUUCAUCUAGGGUUCCGACAUUGAUUUUCUCACAAAGUUGUUCAUCACUUUCAACAAUGUCUUCAAAGUACACUUCAUCAAUGCUUGGGCCGAUCACUUUAAACAAAAUAUCACCAGAAUUAUCGACCAGGAUAUCACUGCCUUCAUCAAGGCGUGUCAAAACAUGAGGUUCCUGCAAUGAGCUUUCCGGGCAUUCGUUAACAGCCUCGUUUGCAUCUAACGAGGUGUCUGGGCAUUCGUAAACAUCCCCCGAAGAUAAUUCCUUCACAAUUUGUUCAUGUUUUGGGGAUGUUUUGUGAAAAUUGCUACUGUCUAAUUUUUGUUGAACCAACUUGUUAAUGUCAUAAUCAUUGCAGUGUACUUCAUUUAAGCAUAUUUGAUCCUCUUUGGAUAAGGUUUCUUCUUGUUGGCCAAAAUGUUUAACUUCCACAUUUGUUCCACAAUCCAGUUUUUCAUUUCUUGCCCCCUUUUCAAGAAGCAAUGAAUCCGAUAAUUCAACAUUAUCUUCUGAACGUAAACCAGAUUGUCUGAUUUUAAUGCCCUGUUUUGACAUGAAGCUAUCACAUUCCAAAUCCCUGCUAAGCUGUGAACUGUUAUCAAUAAUUUCAGCUGUUUCUCUUCCUGCAUUUGUCUUGACUAAAGGAAAGCUUGUUUCAUCCUUAAACGAGUCAAAUCUGGGACUCUUUUCUUCAUUGCUUUUCAAUUUAGUAAUUUCUCGUCUAGUUACAGUAAAUGUAUGCUCCUGGGUCUUUUCAACUUGGCUUAAUUUGUAAACAGAAGUACUUGUAAUAUUUGAGUUAUGUGAGGAAUUUCUACUCGUGUUAAUAGACUUUGUAUUUGCAGCCACAUUUUCAAUGACACUGUCCCCAGAAGUUGAGCUCGAUUUAUCAUAGUCUGAACUUUCAUUUAAAGUUUCAUUUUUUAUUUCUUUCAAAUCCGUUUCGGCUUGAUGACUCAAUUCAACGCAAUUGUCUUUUUGCGAAACGCUUGUAAUUUUAUUCGCAUCAUUGAUUGACUCAGUGGGGAUUAUAGUUUCCUGUAUUAUUGUUUCAAAAUUUGUGGGAAAUUCACCCUGUUUCCCUUCAAAAUGUAAUCCAUUUGCUUCAAAAUUUGUAUUUUGUUAUAGUUUAAAAUGUUGUCUACUUUUUCAGUAUUAAUUUGUUCCUUACCUUUGCUGUCUGGGCUUCCUUCGUUUAUAUAAACGCUGGCUAAUGACGCUUGCUCUUCGCUUUGAUCUUCUAAUAGCUCCUCAUCCCCUUCUUCAACUAUUCGUGGUAAUUUCCCUGGAUAUAUAAAUUCUAAAUCAUCUAAACUUGCGCUUUGAAUCGGUAUGCUUUCCACUUCAGCCGUUUUUAAAAACCCUUCGAUGUUUGCGCUUUUAUAUAGUGAAUCGUCAAUCAUCGAGACAUCGUAGUGAAUACGGACCUCUCCAUCGAUAAUUUCAUAACUUCUCUGACGCCGAAAUGUAGGCUUCCUCCCCGAAUCCUUUUUCGCAAUCUCGUUAACCAAUUUCCUUGCAAUGUCUUCAUCGUUUCUACUAUGAUUAUCACCUGAUUUCAGUUCCAAAUCUGUCUCUCUUUGCUUGUUUAACUUUGAGUAUAUAAACCCAGCAAUAACAGCAAGGAAAGACCAUAAGAAUAUCCAAAAAGGCAACGAUAAAUCAUCGCUUUCCUUUUCGGACGCAUCUAUUCGCGUUCCCCCUUGUUCACUAGCCAUAUUUCUCGUUUUGUUUACAUGUACAAUUGCGACUCUUCCAUAAAUGUGGUUUUUAUCGAUGUUUACUUUCAAGUUGCGGUCACAAAUCUUCUCUGAAGCCCCAAAACUUUGAUGGAAUGGCCUUUUAGUUUUUUUAAAAUCACUUCUCCUUCUUGCCCUUAUCAGAUACCUUUGCGAAGAACUGAAAGAAUCGCCGUAUCGCAACAGACGACUGUUCUUUGAUAUCGUUCUCAGUGCAGUAAGAAGCGGCAUGUCUUCACUUCGUCAUGUCAUACUGUGUUUACUUAUUAUUCUGCCAAUCAAAAAUGGCCUCAUCAGUCUUUAAAUUAAUAUUUUAUGAGCGUUUGAUUACAAAAUACGUUUUGAAAAAAAUAGCAACCAGAUAGCAAGAGUCACAAUGCAUUUUAGAGUGCUUUUGGUUAAACGCAGUUGAAAAUGUCAAAUUCAAUAUUCGUAAAAUCACAACACCUAAAACCUGCAAAGGCAUAUCCAUUACAGAAAAAAUAAUAUUUUGUUUUUUAUUUUGGGUAUUAGGUUUCAGCUGUAAGUUAUUAUUAGAAGUGCCAAUUACGUAACUUAAUGUUUUUCUACCGUCUUUUAUCCUAUGCAAAUUCAAUAGCAUUUGCACUGAAUUAAAGUGAUCUGUUAUGAGAGAUCCUACAAUAGGUCAAGUACAGUAUAAAGUGCCAAUUCAUGUUGACAGCUCUAAGCUGCAAAGUGCACUGUCCAGUAGUGGACUAGUGGUCAUUUGAGGUGGUAUUUAUAUGGUACAGUAGGUGUACUGAUUCCAAAGGCCUCUAAACAUGGACCAUCACAUAUUGGUCUAGUGUUACUAGGCUUACUACAGGAGGAAACUGGGGAAUUUGAAGAAAAUCUAGCUGUGUUGACAGUGUUGUACUAUGGUAAAAAUGGAGACAUGCAUUUAUUCUGACAACUUUUUAUUGUAGGAAUAAAAGAUUACAUCCUGUUCUUUGGUAUCGAGUCAUUUCUAUAGUCCAAAAUAAAUUAUAAUACUUCAAAUUUUAAAUAAAUAUCCUGUACAGUAAGUCACGUUCAUUGUCCAUCAUACAAAUUUAUAUUCUUGACCAAGAGUUCCACGCCUUGUGAAUGCUAUAUUUCUUGCAACAAUUCAAACCAAUAUAUUUCAAUCCAACACAGUGAACUAUCAUCUUUUCCAUCAAUUCCAUAAUGCCUAUAUAUGUCUGCCAGGGUUUAGUUUGAUGUAUCUUGACAAUAUUAUAACACAAAUUAUUGUGGCCAAUACAAAUGUAAAAGCGUAUAUUUUAAAUGUGGAUUCGUCUCGAAAAGGAUGAGGCAGCAUUGUGUAUAAAUCCUUCAAAAAAACACCAAAAUUCCACCCAAAAUUCUUGUAAAAUUCAGUAAAAGUAUAAAAAGUUGCCAAAAUCAUGUAAACAAUAGACAAAUAUGGCAGG
This is a messenger RNA of Paramuricea clavata, 19779 nucleotides long. Lineage: Eukaryota; Metazoa; Cnidaria; Anthozoa; Malacalcyonacea; Plexauridae. The record is from the annotation of a GenBank genome assembly.